GGUUUACGUCUUUUCAAGUCAAUUUACGUCAGUUGUGUUCUUUCUCGCUCUGUCUUAAAGUCGGCAUUAAUUCCUUAAUGUUUGACGUCUACACUUUAUCGUCAAUGGUAUGAAAAAAACAACCUUUUUUUUAUUCUUCGUGCGAGGAUGAACUUGAUUUAGUGAACGCUGGAGACUCUCGGGUUGGGUUAGCUCGCUAGUUAGCUUAGCUGCUAUCAAACAUCCACGGAAGUUGUCAACGCGACGCUAAUUUAAGGAUCCAGUUUGAGUGGAAAAGCUUGCGAUUGUGUGAAAAUGUGGAAAAGUUUCUCCAAUAUAUGAGGACAACUAGCCGGCAACAUCAACUACUGGACGCUGUUUUCAAGAAGCAUCACGUUGUGUUGCGCAGAACAGGUCGGGUCAUGGGGGCAGCAGCCUAAGCAGGGAAACCCAGACUUCCCUCUCCCCAGCCACUUGGUCCAGCUCCUCUCGGGGGAUCCCGAGGCGUUCCCAGGCCAGCCGGGAGACAUAGUCUUCCCAACGUGUCCUGGGUCUUCCUCGUGGCCUCCUACUGGUCGGACGUGCUCUAAACACCUCCCUAGGGAGGCGUUCCGACGUCUGCGAGGAGCAUCUUCUCCCUGGGCAGCAGGGGUGGACUUCCAGGAUGGAGCAGGACGAGCGCCUUAAAAAUGAAGAGGAGUACCCACGUUACCACCGCGUUAAGGAGGAGGAGCCACAGCCGCUUCGCAUUAAAGAGGAAGAGGAAGAGCACAGCAUCAGUCAGGAGGGAGAGCACCUUGAAGGAGUGGAGGAGCUCCCGGUGAUCGGCGUCAUCGUGAAGAGUGAAGACGAGGUCAAAAGUGAAAGUGAGGAGAAGAGAGAGGCGGAGCCUAUAAGCAGCAGCUCAGUUCAUCACGUGACACCAGAAGCUGGUGGAGGAUCACCAGCAGACAAGCUCUUGGCUCCACUGUCAGAUAGUGAGGACACAAGGUCACACUCUCCUGAUGAGAAGCGUGCAGCUGGUUCGUGUCCCACUGACAACACUCACUUCACAUGUUCUCACUGUGACAAAACCUUUAAUCACCGUCGUAACCUAAAAGUACACACGAGAAUACACACGGGGGAAAAGCCAUUCAUUUGCUCAGUUUGUGGUAAGAGAUUCUCCCUUAAGCAGCAUUUGAUCAAACACACGAGAAUACACACCGGACAGAAACCCUUUAUCUGUUCGGUUUGCGGUAAAGGUUUUGUGGAGGGUCAAUGUUUAAAAGUCCACAGCAGAACACACACCGGAGACAAACCCUUCAUGUGCUCGCUUUGCAGCAAAAGAUUCUCCCAGAAAGCAAAUCUGAUAAUCCACACACGAAUACACACCGGGGAAAAACCUUUCAUCUGUUCAGUCUGCGGCAAAGGCUUCAUACAAAACCAAGAUUUGAAAAGACACAUGAAAAUCCACACCGGAGAGAAAAGGUCAAUGUGCUUGGUUUGUGGUAAAGUAUUUGGCCUGAAGCAGCAUUUGAAGUUGCACAUGAGAACACACACAGGAGAAAAGCCACAUUCCUGCUCCACCUGCGACAAAAGUUUUUACGAACGGACAAAACUGGUGGCGCACAUGAGAACGCACACGGACAAGAAAGUCUUGAGUUGCAACGCGUGUGGCGAAAGAUUCUCUUUUAAGUACCAGUGUAAGAAACACAAGUGUGCCGGCGAGACAAGCAGCAGCAAAUGAAGCUGCAGGAUUUAAAAUGAACUGACUUUCCAACAUGUAACGUGUUUGACAGAUCCUUGUGUGUCUAACACAGGGGCGGACAAUUCAUUUGUACCGGGGGCCGCAUGAGCAACAUGAGCACUGCUGGAGGGCCACAUCCACAAUAUCUCAAUUACAUUUUGCUCAAUAUUAGUUUUGAUCUAUGAUAAUAAUAAUAAUAAUUUCAUUUAACCUAACUUAACUUUAUACAAAAGCAGAUUGCUUUUGAUGGUUUUAUUUUUAACACUGUCUUAGACAACACUUCCUGAUGUAUAAUGCCAUGCAAAAAUGUCAAUUUCUUUCACUUUGUCCUGCAUCCUCUUUAAAAGUCCAACAUUUUUCCCCGUCAGAUCUGGACAACCAUCUGUUGUCACACCUGCCAGCUUGUCCCAUUUCAGUCCUAACAUGUCCAAACACGCAUUUAGCUCUGUGAACAAGUCAUUACCUGUGGUUGUCCCUUUAAGUGACUGCAUGGCUGCCAGCUACUCUGUGAUUUAAAAGUCUGCAGUUAUCCCACGUAAGAACAUGAGCAGCUGGGCGGUGUCACGUACAUGCUAGCUCUCAUCCAAAGCCAGCGAAAAACAAGUUUCCAGCGAUGGUCUCAACCUGCCUCGUUACAGUGCGUCGGGAGAAGGACACGUUCUCAAAUGCACCCCUCUUCUUCGGGCAUAUCAGCACAACAGAGUCCAAUAAGCACUCCUUAAUAAACUCUCCAUCAGAAAACGCCUUACAUUUUCUGGCAAUUUUGUGAGAAAUGAGGAAACUUGUCCUGACGGCUGCAUAUCUGGGGGUGUGAAAUUUGGCAAAAAGUCCUCGUUGGAGUUUUACCAUCAAUGCAUCAGCCUCCCUUGCGCGCUCCAUAAGACAGAUUCCGGUAUUUUUCCUCGGUAGUGGCGAUUCAAAUUAUAUUCUUUAAACACAUCAACCUGUGUACCACAAAUUAAGCACACGGCUUUACCUUUCAUCUCUGUAAAAAAAAAUACUUGGCAGUCCAUGUCUUGUUGAAAACACAGGAUUUGUCAUCAACUUUUCUUUCUGUAGCGAGAGCUAACACCUCAGUGGCAACCGGGCAUCACUUGUCGCUGUGCACCUUCACUCACAGUUUGCACACGGACAUACGCCCAUAAAUAACACUUUUCAAAAUAAAAGCAGCACAGUUGUAUGUCACGCACGACAGAUGUUUUUUAAAAAUUAUUUUGUAAUUUGUGAUUGCCUUUGUUCACAUUCACUCACAAUCAUGCACGCGCAUACGUGUACACAGAAGUAAUACAAAUAACGCUUUUCAAAACAAAAGCAGCACCUUUGUAUUGCACACUCGACAGAGAUGCUUUUUUAAAAUGCAUUUUGUCAUUUACGAUUGUCCUCGCGCGCCGGAUGUGCUCAGGUCUGGUCUAACACAAUGUCCUGUUUUUAUCAUUUAUACAUUACUGUAUAUAUUGUUUUUAGUGUUGUGGUUUUAUUUCAGUUAAGUACAUACAUUAACAUAAACUAUCUUUCUUCCUACUUCUUUUCGGACAUGGUGGAAUUGUGAAUAUGUGAUGUAUACACUGAAACUGUAUCCAUUCAAAAUAAAAUGAUGCCAAUACCAAA
Molecule: messenger RNA, 3313 nt
Organism: Nerophis ophidion (straightnose pipefish)
Lineage: Eukaryota; Metazoa; Chordata; Actinopteri; Syngnathiformes; Syngnathidae
Product: gastrula zinc finger protein XlCGF8.2DB-like
Exons: 3
Coding region: 644-1705 (353 amino acids)
Biological process (GO): regulation of transcription by RNA polymerase II
Molecular function (GO): DNA-binding transcription factor activity, RNA polymerase II-specific; RNA polymerase II cis-regulatory region sequence-specific DNA binding
Source: RefSeq, a predicted model, not a curated record